UUCUUCGCUCUUCAGCUCAUUUCAUCCAUGGAUCCAAAGUUCCUGAAGCUGACGAAACUGGAUGAAAAAAUCUACUCGACGUUCAGAGAAACCUUCAAAGAGCUCGACAUAAAGCUGCUGAAACCAGACGACCUGAAAUCUGACGAGGCCAAAGAGACGUGGCGUCCGUUCUGUAACCAGUUUGAAGGGCUCAUUGAAGAUUUUAACUACGGCACUCUACUCCGUCUGGACUGUGAGAAAGAUUACACGGAGGAGAAUACUAUAUUUGCCACCAGGGUGCAGUUCUUCGCUGUUGAAAUCGCCCGCAACAGAGAAGGCUACAACAACACUGUGUUCAUGUCCAAAUCUUCAAAGAGCUAGUCACCAAAUGAACCUAUCCAACCAUGUGUAAAACCACCAGGACCACCCCUCCAGGAAACAUAAAGAUGAACU
Molecule: messenger RNA, 432 nt
Organism: Perca fluviatilis (European perch)
Lineage: Eukaryota; Metazoa; Chordata; Actinopteri; Perciformes; Percidae
Product: protein PBDC1-like
Exons: 3
Coding region: 28-360 (110 amino acids)
Cellular component (GO): cytoplasm
Source: RefSeq, a predicted model, not a curated record